This is a messenger RNA of Hippopotamus amphibius kiboko, 1694 nucleotides long. RefSeq names its product B-cell CLL/lymphoma 7 protein family member B-like. NCBI's taxonomy places the organism in Eukaryota, Metazoa, Chordata, Mammalia, Artiodactyla, Hippopotamidae. The record is from RefSeq and is a predicted model, not a curated record. The transcript has 2 exons. The coding region runs from base 1 to 411 and encodes 136 amino acids.
AUGUCGGGCCGGUCGGGCCGGGCCGAGACCCGCAGCCGGGCCAAGGAUGCCAUCAAGAAGGUGAUGGCUGCCAUCGAGAAAGUGCGGAAAUGGGAGAAAAAGAUGAAAAUAGCAACCAGAGUUCCCACCAACUCGAGCCCCAGCCCCCAGCAGAGCGAGUCCCUGAGCCCAGCGCACACCUCCGACUUCCGCACAGAUGACUCCCAGCCCCCCACCCUGGGCCAGGAGAUCCUUGAGGAGCCCUCCCUGCCUGCCUCAGAAGUUGCUGAUGAACCUCCCACCCUCACGAAGGAAGAGCCGGUUCCAUUAGAGACACAGAUUGCUGAGGAAGAGGAAGACUCAGGUGCCCCUCCCCUGAAACGCUUCUGUGUGGACCAACCCGCAGUGCCGCAGACAGUGUCGGAAAGCUAGCACCAACCUGGCGCCUUUCGCCUCCUGGCCCCAUGCCUCUAUUUAUUGCAUUCUGGUUCUGGCUGUGCUGUGUUGCUGGGGUGAGGGCAAGCACUGGGGUCCAGAGCCUGCACAUAGAAGCCUUCUGGGCUAGAAGGCUGACAUAGGACUUGGGGUCGUAGUAGCAUCUUCCCGUCCCUGGCACCUGUGUCUGCUUGAUCCUGAGAAGAGGAGCACUCCUGUCCUUUCUGCACCCCAGGUGGCUGGAGCACCAGCCACUUCAGGGUUCAUCUGUCACCUCCAGGUAGUAGUCUCUGCUCCAGAACCUUUGGACCGAGCUGCUGGUGCUUCUACAAGAGGAAAGAGAUGUGGAAGGCACCCUCUAGAGAAGAGAGUGCCCAGGGCUUACUUGAAUGGAGACUGUAGAUUCGUGGACUUUCCCAUAGGGCUAGGGGCCCUGUAGGCUGCUGUUGGAGAAUGCCUGAGUAGACUCUGGAGGGAAGGGAAGGGCUUUUCUCCACACGAGGGAAGAAAAGUCCACGUGUAUUUCUUGCUGUCCUGACACUUCUGCCCAUUUCUGAGGUUAUCCUGCCUCUCAUGGGCUCUCUGGCUGCUGACAGUCCUUUGUCCCCCACUGUAACCAUCCCCUUCCCCCAACACAAACACGCACGCAGCUUUUGCUGUUUCCACCUGGACAUUUCAUCACAUCCCCUGCCUCCCGCCAUGGUCCCCAGCACUCCUGCCACAAACUCUGCCCCAGCGAGAACUUGAGGUUCUGACAACAGUACCCAUCCCCACAGUACUCCUUCAGCUCAGACUUUCUAGAAAGUUCCCUUUUCUUUGAAAUCUGCAUGUGUAAUUGAACCUUGUGAUUUUAUUUUUUGUUUCAAAAAAGUUUAAGAAAAUGGAAAUGGGCAACAGUGAGUGAAGACAUAUUUUAGCACUGAAUAGAAUAUUUUUUAAAAUUAAACUAUUUGAAAUAUGAAAAAAAAAAAAAAAAAGAAUCCUCCUGCUAAUGCAGGGGACACUGGUUCGAUCCCUGCUCCAGGAAGAUCCCACAUGCCGCAGAGUGGCUAAGCCUGUGUGCCACAACUAUUGAGCCUGCACUUUAGAGCCCGUGAGCCACAACUAUUGAGCCCAUGUGCUGCAACUACUAAAGCCCAUGUGCCUAGAGCCCAUGCUCUACAACAAGAGAAGCCACAGCAAUGAGGAGCCCGCACACCACAACAAAGAGUAGCCUCCACUCACCGCAGCUAAAGAAAGCCCGCACACAGCAAAAAAAAAAGACCCAACACAGCCAAUUA